This is a messenger RNA of Physcomitrium patens, 2308 nucleotides long. RefSeq lists its product as uncharacterized. Gene Ontology annotation, molecular function: acyltransferase activity, transferring groups other than amino-acyl groups. The record is from RefSeq and is a predicted model, not a curated record. Lineage: Eukaryota; Viridiplantae; Streptophyta; Bryopsida; Funariales; Funariaceae.
AAUGAGUUGAAAGUUUUUGGAACUUACAUGCAACAAAAACCCUGAUAAACCCUUUUUUCUCUACUCCUCAAUGUGCUGCGGCGAGCUUCUAUUCUAAACAAUUUGCUUCAAAAUCCCUCAGAUAGCACGCAAUGGAAUAAAGACUUCAUGUGUGAAUCUCCAAAGUCCCCACGUUAGACAUGUACCUAUCGAGAAGUAAAACCUAAAUUUCGUUGUAGCGACCAAAAAGCAUGCCUUAGGUGCGUGUUCCAUCAGUGUCAAUCUCCGGAGCGCGAACCUAAAUUCUCAUGAACGGGGGCCUCUGGGAUGGAACUAUCCAUUAUCUGGAGAAUAUGCUGUUAUAUCCACAUGCGUGGCACUGGACUACUGGUGCCCCUAAGUCCUAGGUUUCUCGACUUUCGUCUCCCUUUGAAGACUCUGCUCCGUCUUCCCCUCUCUUUGAAUUUCUGGCAAUUUUCUCGCCGCGCUGUCGUAUCCCUAGUCUGUAGAUUUUCAUUGAAGAAUUUUGAGUGCUGAAUUAUGAAGUGUAUCGUAGAGCUUGGGCAAGUAAGUGAGCAGUUGAAUUGUAAGCUCUGCUGGAUGCCCCUGUGUCUCAGAGCUUAGGCUGACACCUUCAAUGUUUCCGUCCUGUGGAUACUGUAGUAUGAUUUAUUUUAGUCAGUUCACUUGGAAAAGGUUUGGGUGUAGAGAAGCCUUCUGAAGUUUAGAGAGGCGGGGGAUUAUAUGCAGUUUCAUGUAGAACAACCCUUCGCUUAAUGAUUUUAGUGGCAGCGGUGGUUGUAAUUUCGAGAUUGCUCUUUUGAAUUACCUACAAAGCUCCUGUUAAGCAGCGAGACGGAUUGUCAUGGGAACUUCUGUAUGUGUGGGAUCUUCAUUCUCGGUUCUGACUUCCAAGCGUAUACAAGAUGCCCAGGGGCAAUGCAGGCUUAAUGGAGCUACAGAGUUGUGUCGUCACCACUCUAGCUCUAAAUUUUCGCUUCUGGUUUUUAGACGAACAGAGUAUAACACAAAAUGUAAAUGCGCAUUGGGUUGUCAAUUGCCGCUAACUAAGCAAGCAUCUACAGGAGCUUUCUUGACUGCGAGGCUGAGGAAGAUUCAUAGAGCGAAAGAAUUUACUUUUAGUAUUUAUUGUGUGGAUAAUUCAGGUUUAGAGCCUGUCGUAGUCGAGAAGGCUUCUGAGGAGGAUGGCAGUGAUACUAAAAUCAGUUCCCUCGAUUCGAGUGCAACGUCACUGGAAUCUGACGUAGUAACCGAAGGAGGCGUAUUAGAAUUGAUGGACACAGACGACACUGUAGUUGAAGAAAGCAGUGACAACGAAGAGAACGACACUAAUGGAAUGCUUAGGCAACCUAAAAAGGAUUUGAUGCAAGACAAUUGGCAACUGUUUGCAUCUGAAGAGGGUGCAAGACCAGCAGCUGGAACUGCAGACAGUGGUAUAGAUUCUCCAUCAACCGACGAUGAAACUGGAUCAGACAGUGAGACGGAGGAGGGGCCUGGCGAAAACUAUGUGAGAAGAAGGAAGGCUGAAGAAGUGUUACCCAUUCCUGACUCGGCUAACAUGGAUUGGACAGAAGCUGAGAAGGAGAAGGUCAACGCUUUACAAAGGUACAAAUACAGAUAUGAGAGUAACAGAGGGCUAUUUGUUGUCGAAGCAAUGCGACCCAAGCAUAUGAACGACACAGAGGAGCUUUUGGUGGACUCCUUUGCAGAGCUUAUGGGAGGUCUUCUGACAUACCGUCCUCUCUUAGCAAUUACUGUCAAACAAUAUGUGCGAGAACGGUAUGCCACUUUGCCUCAUUCAGUGACCCUUGUUGGUCUGUAUGCACCUGCGGAGGGUGUUCCAGUCUCUGGUGAAUCUUCGGAAAUGCAGCAAGGAUAUUGGGUUGUAGCUGGAACAGUUGAGGUCUCAUUUUCAGGAGCGGGACAUCCCGAUGUACCGACCCCAGCACCUCCACCUAAUUCACCAUACAUCUGCAACAUGGCUAUCAAAAAAGAGUACCGGAGAAGGGGACUAGGUCGUGAGAUGCUGAAGGCCGCAGAGAACCUUGCGUUAAGUAUGGGCUAUGAGGACAUGUAUUUGCACGUCAGGUUGAUUGACAUAGCGCCUCUUACGAUGUACAAAGAAGCAGGAUACCAGGUGGUUUCCACUGACAGCCUACUGUCUGUAUUAACUUUUCAGCGGCGUCGUCAUCUCAUGCGCAAACGCUUGUCUAGAACGCAGUUGGUACUAGAGUAGUUGGUGAAUCUUUGUAUUAUGAGUUUUUAAAUGACCCAAUUAAAUGUUCCUCUCCUCCUCUCUAUCCACUUA